Loa loa (African eye worm) is the source of this 201-nucleotide messenger RNA. RefSeq lists its product as hypothetical. The record is from RefSeq and is a predicted model, not a curated record. The annotation marks the transcript as partial. Lineage: Eukaryota; Metazoa; Nematoda; Chromadorea; Rhabditida; Onchocercidae. The transcript has a single exon.
AAGCGCAACCAAUGGUUACCGUUAUUUACCAGCGAUCAAACUGAAAUGGAAACGGUACAACCGGAACAGAUUGCAUAUUUUGAAACGGAAAAUGAUGCAUUAUUGCAGCUUCGAACUAAUCUGGAACGUGAAAUUCGUCUGAAAUUUGAUCAAAGUCGUCUGUACGGUAUUCCGCACUGGAAUUUAUUAGCUUCCAGGUAA